Molecule: messenger RNA, 1044 nt
Organism: Salvelinus namaycush (lake trout)
Lineage: Eukaryota; Metazoa; Chordata; Actinopteri; Salmoniformes; Salmonidae
Product: polysialoglycoprotein-like
Exons: 4
Coding region: 1-1044 (347 amino acids)
Source: RefSeq, a predicted model, not a curated record
AUGAUCAUGGGAGGUGUGAGAGAAUUGCUGCUCUUUGUGUUGACUGUGGGGGUUGUGAAAGUUUCUUGUUACCCUGUUGGAAAGUCCCAGAAGCUAGAGCAAGUCUCUCUGCAGAGGAGACUUGGAGAGCUGUCAUCAAAUGACGUCUCCAUUGUGCAUGCCCUGGCCUUGCUCCGAUCCAUAGGGUCUGACGCUAAACAAGACAGAGAAGAGUAUUUCGAGACUAAUGAAGUAGAAUCCCAAGCUUCUCCAAACCACGGUAGCUCUACGGCAAAUGAUGCCCUGUCCUCUGACGACGCUACCUCUGAAGCUGCCACUGGCCCGUCUGACGACGCUACCUCUGAAGCUGCGACCGGCCCGUCUGACGACGCUACCUCUGAAGCUGCGACCGGCCCGUCUGACGACGCUACCUCUGAAGCUGCGACCGGCCCGUCUGACGACGCUACCUCUGAAGCUGCGACCGGCCCGUCUGACGACGCUACCUCUGAAGCUGCGACCGGCCCGUCUGACGACGCUACCUCUGAAGCUGCGACCGGCCCGUCUGACGACGCUACCUCUGAAGCUGCGACCGGCCCGUCUGACGACGCUACCUCUGAAGCUGCGACCGGCCCGUCUGACGACGCUACCUCUGAAGCUGCGACCGGCCCGUCUGACGACGCUACCUCUGAAGCUGCGACCGGCCCGUCUGACGACGCUACCUCUGAAGCUGCGACCGGCCCGUCUGACGACGCUACCUCUGAAGCUGCCACCGGCCCGUCUGACGACGCUACCUCUGAAGCUGCCACCGGCCCGUCUGACGACGCUACCUCUGAAGCUGCCACCGGCCCGUCUGACGACGCUACCUCUGAAGCUGCCACCGGCCCGUCUGACGACGCUACCUCUGAAGCUGCGACCGGCCCGUCUGACGACGCUACCUCUGAAGCUGCGACCGGCCCGUCUGACGACGCUACCUCUGAAGCUGCGACCGGCCAGUCUGACCAUGCCAUUGAGGAACUGUUGACUUCUGCAUCUCAGCCCCCGUUGACCACAAACAUGGAUAUCUGA